Molecule: messenger RNA, 2505 nt
Organism: Tetrahymena thermophila SB210
Lineage: Eukaryota; Ciliophora; Oligohymenophorea; Hymenostomatida; Tetrahymenidae
Exons: 1
Source: RefSeq, a predicted model, not a curated record
AAAAAAAUUACAAAUUAAAAAGAAUUAACAAUAAAAAGAAUAACAAAACAAAUGAGUUAAAAACUAAUUUGUCCAGUCCAUCUAGAUAAUCCUAUCAUAUUUUUAAACAUGGAAAAAUGUUAAGAAAGUGCAUUAUCGUGCGCUUUAUGUGUUUCUGAAAAAUAGCAUCAAUAUAAUUUGUUACCAAUCUAAAAGCUAAAGUAAAUUGAUGAAGAAUCUCUGUUUGAUUCAUGGCCGCCAUUUUAAGAAAGAAAAUAUGAUAAUGUUAACGAUAUAAGGAAAGAAGUGAAAAUCUUGAUUGAGUCUAAAUAACAAAAAGUUGAAGAAAUCAAUAAUUGGUUUGACUAAUUACUUACCCAAAUCCAUAAUCAAAUUAUUGAAAAAAAAAAUAGCAUACUAAGAUAGGCAGAAAAAGCAUCUUAGCUCAGAGAAGAUAUUAUAAAAAAGUAUUUUGAGUACUCUCAAAAUUUAAAUAUUAAGAAAUGCCUAAAAUCAAAUUAAUCAGUUGAUUAAAUAGAAAAAUAAUUAUAAAAUUUAAUAAAAUAAGUUCAUGAAAAGUCGGAGAGCUAAACAUUAAUGUUUUAAAACUUGAUAUCAUUUUAUAAAUUUAUAAAUUCAUAUAACAAAUAUCCUUUGUAAGACAGUUAAGAGGAUAUUAUUAUUUCGAUUAAAAAUAUUGAUUUUUUCAAUUUUAACACUGAAGAUAUAGAUUUAUCAGGAUCAAACAUUGAAAAUUUAUUUAGUGAUCAAGAUAAUUUUGAUGAACUUAGAAAAUUAAUAUCUGAAAAAACCAAAGAAGAUUAUGAUAGUUUUAAAGAAUUAGAUAUUUUUAUGAAAAAUUCUUAAAAUUAAAUCUCUACUACAAAUUCAUUUAUUGCCUCAGAUAUUUGUUAAUAACUAAAUUUUCUAAAAAUAGAAAAUAAUAAAUAAAAAUAAAUUGAUAUUCGCUUUGACAACUUAAACUUUAAUCUGUUUAAAAUUGAAAGAAGUUAACUAUUUUGUUACUUUAAAAAGGGUUUGAAUCCAAAAAAGAAAUAUACAUUUAGGAUUAGAAGUAAAUCAUUUGUAAGUGGUUCUACUAAAAUAAAUGUAGGAUUAAUCAAAAGUCUCAAGGAAUAUUUCCCUGAUAUAGAUAUUAAGAUAAAUAAUAAUCAUAAUAACACCAACACAUAAACUGAAGAAUUAGAAUUCAGGAUUUGUAUUAAUGAUAAUUUAUUUACAGUUAUGAGUUAUCCAAAUUACAACACCAUUUGUAGAUACACAAUUCUAUACAAAUAGAUUAAUAAUGCUUCUCUAACUAACUAAAAAGCUGAGAAAAAUAAUUUUUAAUCUUAAUCAUAGAUUAGCAUUUUUGGUAAAAAAGUCGACCAACAAAAUAUCAGUCAAAAUCUUUUCUCUUAAAAUUAAAGUAAUAAUUGUAACAAUAAUACUAAUUUCUAGAAUUAGGAAAAAAUACAAAUAAAUAGCCCUACUUGUUCAUUAUUUGGCUAAAAUAAUUGUGCUAAUAAUGAUUGUAUUACUAGGUAGGGAAAUGAAUCAGUUUCUUAAAGUAUUUUCUAGAAUUUUAGCUUAGGAAAUAGUCAUAAUUAAUAAUACUAAGAAAAAACAAAGUUAUAUCCAGCAUAUUCUUAAGGAUUAAUAAGUAAAAAUAAUGUGGGAUUAUUUUCAAAUUUAAAUUAAAAUCCUACUUAGAUAUUAAGUAGUUAAGAUACUUAGAAUAUUAACACUUAACAAAAAGAGCCAGCAAGCCUAACAUAAAAUCCUACUAAUUGUAACAAUAAUGGCACAAAUUAAAUAAAUUCAUAACAAUAAAAUUUAUUUAAUAUAAGCAUAGGAAAUAAUCAAAAUUAAUAAUACUAAGAAAAAACAAAUUAAUGUCCUUAGAUUUAAGAAGCAUCUUCUUAAGGAUUAAUAAGUAAAAAUAAUGUAGGCAUAUUUUAGACAAAUUUAAAAUAAAAUCCUGCUUAGGUAUAAAGUAGUUAAGAUACUCUGCAAGCUAAUAUUUAAUAAAAAGAGUCGGCAAACUUAAUAUAAAAUCCUACUAAUUGCAGCAAUGAUAACACAAAUUAAAUAAAUUCAUAACAAUAAGGUUUAUUUUAACCAUAUUUAAAUAAUAAAAAUACCAAUAAUACAGUAUUAGAAACAUAAAGAGGAAAUACUUUUUAAUCAUCAUAGUAUUCUUAAGGAAUUUUCGGUGAAAAGAUGAUUCCAGAUAAUUGGAGAGAUAAUACUACUUCAUAUUAAUAAUAACAAAAUAAUACUCCGUUAUUUGCUACAUAAAAAUUCUAACAAUAACAAAACACACUCAAUUAGUAAACUCAAAAAAUUAACGAAUAGAGAAAUAAUUAGAUUUUAUAAAAUGGAAUUUUCUAAAAUUAAAGCUCUUUAUUAGAGUAUUAUUUCGCUAUUUAAUUUAUUUACUGGAAUGGAGAUGAAUAAUUUACAGUAACUUACUUUAGCGAAUCUGAUUCUUACAUUGAUGGAGUUUAUAAAUAAUCCUUUUGA